AUGCAAUCAACAUCAUCGAUAAAAUCUAAUGAUUUCAAUUUUUCAACAAAUACAUCUAAUUUCUGGUCAAAUGGAGCAAAUCGUAAACGAAAAGUUGAUGAAUGUGAUUUAGAAGAAAGUUUUCAAAACAAAAUGUUUUUAACCGAAGAAAAAUUAAUUCAAAAUAUGCAAAGUCUUUCAUUAGAUUUAUCGAUGAAUAAUAAUUCAACAUUAAAUGUUCAAACUUUACAAGAAAAUAAUGAAACAAAAAUUAAUCAAAAUCAAUUAAAUCAUUUUUCUCAAUUAGAAACUCAAUAUGAAUUACAUAAAUUAUUUAAAGAUAAUUUAGCAAAUAAUGAUUUACAAGAUAGAUUUAUAAAUAGAAUUUAUAAUAUUGAACGAAAAAGAUUCUCUAUGCAAAUUGUACCAUAUAUACCAAUUCAUCCAGCACAACUAAAUAAUAAUAAUCAUGUAGUAGUAGAGGAAAAAGAACAAAAAAUUGAAAAUAAUAUUUCUUCAACUGUAAAAAUUAGUCCAGUAAUAAAAGAGGAAAAUGAUGAUCAUUUAUUUAAAAGACCAUUUUCACCAGUACCACCUUAUACAGUUGAAGAACCGACUGAAAAUACAACGAAACGAAUUCCAAGAAUGAAAAGGAGUUACUCACAAUCUGUAAGAUAUAAUAAUAAUCUUACUGUAGUAGAACUAAAAAAUGAUACAAAUGAUAAUUUAAUUCAUCAUUCACAAUCCGAUUAUUUUAUUGUUGAACCAAGUACACCUGCUUUGACUGAAUCUCCAGCAGAACAUAUUCCUACUUCGCUUUCAUCGAAACAAUCAUCGAUACAAAUAAUCGAAUGUUCUGAUUUGACGUCAUCAAAAACUAAUAUUUUUUCAAAACCAUUUACUAAUGAUAAUAUCAAUGUAAAAUCAAAUUUUUCAUUUGAUGGUUGUUAUGAAGAAAUGGAUGAUGAUGAUGAUAUUUAA
Adineta steineri is the source of this 960-nucleotide messenger RNA. The record is from the annotation of a GenBank genome assembly. Lineage: Eukaryota; Metazoa; Rotifera; Eurotatoria; Adinetida; Adinetidae.